GUUUCUUCAACAGCGGUUAAAAAAGGCUGUGCCCUAUAACCGCAUGAAACUUAUGAUUGUGGGAAACACGGGGAGUGGUAAAACCACCUUACUGCAGCAAUUAAUGAAAACCAAGAAAUCAGAUGCUGAGAUGCAGAGUGCCACCGUUGGCAUAGACGUGAAGGACUGGCCUAUCCAAAUAAGAGGCAAAAGGAAGAAAGACCUGAUUCUAAAUGUGUGGGAUUUCGCAGGUCGGGAGGAAUUCUACAGCACGCACCCGCACUUCAUGACCCCGCGAUCCCUGUACCUCGCCGUCUAUGACCUCAGCAAAGGGCAGGCGGAAGUUGAUGCUAUGAAGCCUUGGCUAUUCAAUAUAAAG
Molecule: messenger RNA, 358 nt
Organism: Myotis davidii
Lineage: Eukaryota; Metazoa; Chordata; Mammalia; Chiroptera; Vespertilionidae
Product: leucine-rich repeat serine/threonine-protein kinase 2-like
Exons: 2
Molecular function (GO): GTP binding
Source: RefSeq, a predicted model, not a curated record